Messenger RNA from Drosophila kikkawai, 9135 nucleotides. RefSeq names its product zonadhesin. The record is from RefSeq and is a predicted model, not a curated record. Lineage: Eukaryota; Metazoa; Arthropoda; Insecta; Diptera; Drosophilidae.
AUUUUUGUGGCUAAUACGGAAUAACGCGCGACAGUGGCCCUGGGAAGUGAUCAUGAAACCCAUUGCAGCAGGAGUAGCCUUGCUACUUCUUGUGCUAAGCCCAGCGAGUGAUGCCUUUGUCCACAACUGGCACUCGGGCCCCAUUAACUGCUACGAGUGCUCCACCCUCGAAGAAUGCUCUGCCGGAGCCGGAGCCCUGCGCAAGUGCCUGAACAACGAUGCCCAAAGCUGUGUGGCCAUUUUCAAUGCCAAUGGAGCUGUGAUCCAGCGAGGAUGCAGCGAUAACCUAGAGACAGACUGCUCAGAAAGUGGGGAGAACUGCUACCAGUGCAAGUCGCAUGGAUGCAAUUCCCUAAAUACCAAUGAGAAUCUGCUGGAAUGCGUCAUUUGCGAUGCCCAAAGCGAUGACAACUGCGUCUUUGAUAUUGAGCUGGUGACCGAGAAGAAGAAAUGUAACCAGCAGUGCAUCACAGCCCUGUAUCCCACCAACAGUGAGGAGGGGGCUCCCCUAGAGCUGGUGCGCACCUGCAUCGACGACCUGGAUUUGGAUGAUCGCGAUGCCUGCGCCGAUGGCACUUUAGAUAACUGUGUGGCCUGCAGCUCGGCCGGAUGUAAUACCGUGGAUCUAGGUGUCCGCGGCAGCUGUAAUUCCUGCAAGGGAGACUGCUCCAGUCCCCAGUCCACCACCUGCCGAGCUGUUCCCUCGGGCGACAAUGCCGAGAGCUGCUUCAUCGAGUUUGAUGCCUCCGGCGCUAUAUACGAGAUGGGUUGCCUUAGCCAGUACAAUGUGAGCGACGUGACCUUAAUGGAGUCCAACAAGCAGCUUUGGUAUUGUACCGGCGACAACUGUAAUGUGGAAUCUGCCCUGGCCAAGCCCCAGACCUGCACGCUAUGCAGCUCCCGGACAGACGAUGACUGCGCCGUGGCGCCCGAAAGUGUGCUCACCGAGACCCAAUGCGAGAGCCAGGUGAACAGCGACUGCUACUCCAGAAUCCUGGAGGAUGGACACACCGAGAGGGGCUGCCUCACCAGCCUGGAGGGUGAGGAGUAUCUGGACUGUCUGCGGGAUAGCAACUCGAACGAGUGUCUAAGGUGCACGGGGGAGAAGUGUAACCAGGAGCUCCAACCCGCUGACCGCCUUAGCUGCCAGAUCUGUGACUCUAGCGAGGAUGACAACUGCGAGACCUCGCCCUCCGCCACUGCCCUCUGCCUGCUCCACACCAGCAGCCAGCAGUGCAUCACCAGCAUCGAUAUCGAGGGAAACACUCUUCGCGGAUGCAGUGCCUCCUUGGAAUGUGACUCGAGUAGUUCCAGGAAGUGCCAAACGUGUGAGGGAGCCGACUGUAAUACAGUCAACCUCAAGAGACUGGAAGAUGGUCAGCCUGGUCUGUGGGGUCAGACCCUGCCCCUCAGCUGUGAGACCUGCAAUGACACCACCGCCUGCGCAUCUCUGGAAACCACCGCCUGUGCCAGCAGCACGGACUAUUGUGUGACCGUCUUCAAUGCCGAGGGAGUCGUGACCGCCAAGGGCUGUAGCCAGGUGGUUGAGCAAUCCUGGAGCACCUACUGCGAUGCCAACAGCGGCAGCUGCCACAACUGUAACUCCAACGAGUGUAACUCCGCCCGGUCCCUGGACAACUACAAUGAAUGCAUCUACUGCGACCGCGACAACGAAAACUGCGAUACGAAUCCGGAAAAUGUCAAGACCCGUCGCCUGUGCAAUGGCCAGUGCAUGACUGCCCUCCGCAGGAGAUCCAUCCUGACCUCCGUUUACGAUACCGUGCGCGGCUGCUUGGAUGACAAGGAUCCGGCGGAUCAGGAGACCUGCAUUGCCGGCACCGAUGACCGGUGCGUGGCCUGCUCGGGCCCCAAUUGUAAUGUGGACAACCUGCAGGAGGAGCGACUGAGCUGCUACCAGUGCUCCGGCAAUGACGAGUGUGAGGAUCCAUCUGCUAGUCAGUGCAGUGAGUACAGCAGCGAGGAUAGCUGCUACAUCCUGUGGGACAAUGAGGCCGAUAUCCAGGCCAUGGGCUGCCGGUCUGACUUGGAUGAGGAGUUCGUGGAUGACAACUUCCACUCACUGCUCUUCUGCAACUCUUCCAACUGCAAUUCCUUUGCCGAUUUGCCCGAGCCGACCAAGUGCAUUGCCUGCGACUCCUCCGAGGAUCCCAACUGUGUCACAGAUCCCAGCAAGAUCACUUUGAUUGGAAAUUGCGGAGUUUUGCCCUACACCAGCUGCAUGACGCGGGUGACAAAUGGUAUCACCCAGCGCGGCUGUCUGAGCAGCUUGCCCCGUGAGCAGCUCACCGCCUGCCUGGCGGGCACUGGACUCUGCGAGGUGUGCGAGGGUGACCACUGUAAUGCGGGCAUCUAUCCCGCCGAUAGGCGUCAAUGCCACCGCUGUAACUCCCUAACCGAUCCCACCUGCUCCUCCGCCCCGGACGCUGGCGAACCCUGCGUGUACUACCUGGAGAACGAGGGCUGUAGCGCCAAGUUGGUGGACGGCGAAACCUAUCGUGGCUGCCAGCGGGAGUUCACCUGCGACGAUUCGGACAAGCAGUACUGCCGCCUGUGCUCCGGCAAAAACAACUGUAACGUGGCGAAUCUGAAGAGCUCCAAUAUUGGCUAUCCCACCCACUGGGCCAAUCCUCCUGUCAACUGCUACACCUGCAAUGGAACCGACUGCCAGGGAGCCAGCGUGGGCGCUCUGAAGAAGUGCGUGGGAAAUGACGAGCAAAACUGCGCCACAGUUUUCGACGAGUCCGGCUUGGUGGUUCUCCGCGGCUGCUCCGAUACCCUUUACGAGGAUGCGGAGCUGCUGCAAUACUGCGACGAGAACUCCGGCAACUGCAAGUUCUGUAAGUCUUCCGGCUGCAACAAUGCCAAGGAGCUGGACACCUAUGUGGACUGUCUGCUUUGUGAUGCCAGCGACGGACCGGAGUGUGUCCGCCAAGUGGGCGAAGUGACUCGUACUCUGUCCUGUCAGGGCAGCUGCUUCACCGGUCUGUAUCCUCGCAACCGUUCGGAGGCUAAUCCCGUGCUGGAUCUGGCCCGUGGUUGCCUGGAUGAUCUGGACUAUGAUGACCGGCUGGCCUGUGCGGCAGGCACCUUGGAGAACUGUGUCUCCUGCUCGGGUGCCUCUUGCAACAAGGCUGAUGUCCCGGAGGAUCGUCUUAGCUGCAACUUCUGCGAGGACUCCGCCUGCGAAACCCUGGGCAGCCAGCUCUGUGUGGGCCAUCGGUCCGGAGAUCAGUGCUACAUCCAUGUGGACGAUCAGGACGUAAAGGCCAUGGGCUGUGUCACCGACUUGGCGGAGACCUUCCUGCUAGCCAAUCGCCGUGAUCUGUACUUCUGCUCCGGCGAUGAUUGCAACACCAAGGACAAGCUGAAGCCAGGCGUUUCCUGCAACAUCUGCAACUCCAUCGAGGAUGAGUUGUGCGUGGAGUCAGGCGGAUCAUUGAAAGCUGUUUGCCAGCACUCCAUUUACCCGGAUUGCUAUAGCUACCUGAAUGAAGAUGGCGUCCUGCAGCGCGGCUGUCUCAUGGACACGGAUGACGCCGUCUUCGAUGAGUGCUCCAGCUCCGGCAGCUCCAAUUGUACCGUUUGCAGUGUGAACAACUGCAACACGGUUUUGUAUCCCUCAGACUGGCUGACCUGCCUGCGCUGCGACUCCUCCAGCGAUGCCGACUGUGUCUCGGCUCCCUCCACCUACUCCAGUUAUUGCCGCACCUACUCCGAGGACGAUGCCUGCGUCACCAGCCUGUCCAAGGGGCGCACUCGUCGCGGCUGUCAGUCGGAGCUGAACUGCGAUGCCUCUCAACCCGGCAGCUGCCGCGUUUGCUCCGGACCCGAUUGUAACGUCGUGGAUCUUUCGUCCUCGUACGUAGGAGAGCCCGGCAAGUGGACCGAUCUGCCCCUGAGCUGUUAUACUUGCGACGAUGCUGCCAGUUGUGCCACGAUCAGUGGCGAGCCCACCAAGUGCGAGGGCAACAACAAGCAGACCUGCUCCACCGUCUUCAAUAACGAGGGUCAAGUGGUGGCCCGCGGAUGCAGUGACUCUGUCCAGGCGGCCAAUAUCGAUUACUGUGACUCUAACCCGGACAGCUGUCUACAGUGCAAGUCGGAUGGCUGUAACAGUGCCUUGUCCCUGGAUGCCUAUGUCGAUUGCUAUUUCUGCGACGCGGAGGAGAGCUCCACCUGUGCCUGGGAGAAGCCUACGACGACCAGGAAGUGCCUGGGUCAGUGCAUGACGGGAAUGUACCCGCGUAGCUCCUCCUGGGACUCGGCCCUGCUGCCCACUCGCGGCUGCCUGGAUGAUUUGAGCGAGGCGGAGCGCACCUCGUGCGCCGCGGGAACCCAUGACAACUGCACCGCCUGCACCGGAUCCUUGUGCAACGACCAGGAUGUGAUUGAGAGCCCGCAGGAGUGCUUCAUAUGCACCGAUUCCGAGUGCAUUGACGUGGUCAGCACCAAGUGCCUGGCCUACAGGGAGGAGGAUCACUGCUACAUGGCCUACGACGAAAACAGCGUGGUAGCCAUGGGCUGCGCCAGUGACUUUGAGACCCAGGUGAUCAAGGAGCUGGUGGCCCAGCAGCGUAUUGUCCUUUGCUCGGGACCAAACUGUAAUACCCAGAGCUCGACGCCCGAUCCCAACACCUGUCUGACCUGCAGCUCCCUGGAGGACUCGCGCUGCGCCACCAAUCCCAAUCAGCUGCUCACCACCGACAUUUGCUCCAAGCUGCCCUACACGGCUUGUGUGACCCAGAUCGACAGUCGGGGCAAUACCUUCAGGGGAUGCCUAUCCAGCCUGGGCGGCGAUGAGUUCUACGAGUGCCAGGCAGGCGAGGGUGAGCUCUGCGAGACCUGCACGGGCGAUCGCUGUAACGGGCUGAGCGUGUUCCCGGCGGAUCGCAGGAAGUGCUACCAGUGUGACUCCUCAACCGAUGCCAACUGCGCCACCUCACCCUCCAGCUUGACCAGCACCGUGUGCCCCAUUUACUCCAAGGACGAGUCCUGUGUGACCACCCUGGUCAAUGGUGUCACCUACCGCGGAUGCAACUCCACGCUAAGCUGCUCCAAUCCCUCGGAUCCGCUUACUUGCCGCGUUUGCUCCUCGGCUGAUGGAUGCAACACCGCUAACUUGGAGAAGAUCGGCGAGGAUGGCUUCCCGGGCAUCUGGCAACCGACGCCCAUUAAGUGUCUUGAGUGCUCUGGAACUGCUUGCGCCUCGGGCGGAGGCACCCUCACCGAGUGCUCGGGCUAUGACAACUGCGUGACCGUCAUCGGGGAGGACGGAGUGGUCAGCCAACGCGGCUGCUCUGACCCCGUGUUUGCCGCCUCCACUUACUGCGACGAGAAUCCCACAUCCUGUCCACGCUGUAACUCCAACGGAUGCAACACCGCCGACUCCCUGGACAACUACGUCCAGUGUAUUGUGUGCGACUCCAGCGAGGACUCCAAUUGCGUGAACGAUCCCUCACAGAUCACCAAGACCCGGCAGUGCCACGAGCGCUGUGUCUCCGCCUUCCUGCCCCUCUUCGGGGAGACUGAUGAUCCCAGCUACGCCCUGGUGCGUAAUUGUUAUGACGAUUUGGAGAAGGAGGAUCGGGAUGCCUGUACCGCGGGCAGCAAGAAGUUCUGUGCCACCUGUGAGGGCGCGAAGUGCAACUCGGAGGAUUUGGUGGCCAGCCGGCAGAGCUGCCUGGUCUGCCAGGGCGAUGGUUGCCAGAAGUCGGAGGCCAGCAGCUGCGCCAACUACAGGGAGAACGACGAGUGCUACAUCCAAUUCGACGAGGAGCAAUCGGUGUCCGCGCUGGGCUGCCUGAGUGAGCUGAGCCACGAGGACAUCUACCAGCUGAAGCGCUCCAAGAGACUGCUGACCUGCAGCGACGGCGACUGUAAUACCCUGGAGUCCAUACCCGAAAGCGAGAGCUGUGCCAUCUGCAGCUCCCGCACGGACGCCUCGUGUGCCAUCAGCCCGGCCAGCGUGGCCAGCUCCACGGAGUGUGGGCUUGCCGGCUUCCCCGACUGCUAUUCCCGGGUUCUGUCCGACGGCAGCACGGAGAGGGGAUGCCUCUCCAACCUGGAGGACGAUGACUUCCUCUCUUGCUACAAUGGUACCUCCACGAGCUGCUCCGCCUGCCAGGGCAGCGCCUGCAACAAGCAGCUGUAUCCCGCCAACCGCCGCUCCUGCCACGUGUGCAACUCGAACACGGACGCCACCUGCCGCUCCGCUCCUGAUAGCCUCACCGUGUGCUAUCUGUACGAAGAAGAUGACCAGUGCGUGACCAACUACCGCAAUGGAGUCACCUACCGGGGCUGCUCCUCCUCGCUGAGCUGCGAGGAGAAUGCCAAGACCUGUGUCCACUGCGAGGGCGAUGGCUGUAACCAGGUGGAUCUCGAUGCCAAGGCGGACGACAACAAUGGCUUGUGGCAAGACCUCCCGCUGACCUGUCUCACUUGCGAAGGCGACGAGGCCUGCCAGGCGGCGAAUAUUCCCUCGGUCAAGUGCCAGAACAACAAUGAGCAGCCCUGCUUGACCGUCUUCAAUGCCGACGGGGUGGUCAUCCAGCGCGGCUGCCAAGAUGCCCUCGAGGCGCAGACUUCGAUUGCCACCUGGUGCGGCUCCAAUGCCGCCAGCUGCCCCUCCUGCAAGUCCAACAACUGCAACAAUGCCACUUCUCUUAGCCAGUACAGGACCUGCAUCUACUGCGACUCCUACAAGGACUCAACCUGCAUAUCCAAUCCCACCAGUGGCAGCCACAGGACUCGCCAGUGCCAAGGCCAAUGCAUGACUGCUCUGUAUGGAAGCAGCUCGGUUGGACUAGAUCUUAUUCGCACUUGUUUGGAUGACAAGGAGGAGGCGGAUCAGCUGACCUGCGCCAGCGGCAGCGACUCCUCGUGCUCCGCCUGCAACGAUGACUCCUGCAACUCGGACAGCCUGCCGGCGGAUCGCCUGAGCUGCUACACCUGCGAUGGUGAUGACUGCGAGGAUCCGCAGCCGGAGCAGUGCUUGAUCUACAAGGAGCAGGACAGCUGCUUCCUGUGGGUGGAUGAGGACAAUAACCUGAAGCAGCUGGGCUGCCUGAGCUCCUUCCGUAACCAGGAUCUGGAGAGUAUCCUGAAGACGAAGCGCAUUGCUGUGUGCGAGGGCGAGAACUGUAAUGUUCCCACAUUCCAAACACCGGUGCGUUGUGCUGUUUGCGAUUCUCGAGAGGAUCCCACCUGCGCCACGGAUGCCCAGUCAGUGGGCAGCUUCCAGACCUGCAGCCAGAUGCCGCACACGGGAUGCUUCACCAAGCUGGAGGACGAUGGUUCCACCAACCGUGGCUGCCUUUACGAUCUGGACCAGACACCGUUUGUCUCCUGCCUCCUGGGUAAUGAUGCCAACUGUACUGUGUGCUCAACUGAUGGCUGCAAUCGCGAGGUCUUCCCUGCCGAUCGCCAAGUCUGUUACUCCUGCACCUCCGCCGAUGAUUCCACCUGCGAGUCCGAUCCCAGCUACACGCUGGCCUGUCCUUGGGUCAGCGAGACGGAGACCUGCAAGACCUUCCUCUCCGGAAAUGUGACCACUCGUGGCUGCAGCAGCAGCGUUGAAUGCGACUCGAGUGAUUACCGCAACUGCCGCAGUUGCUCCGGCAGCGAGUGUAAUGCCAUCGACCUGGCCAAUCGCCAGGAUGAUGGCUGGCAUGGAGCCUACCAGACCCUUCCUCUCAAGUGCCACACCUGCGUGGGCGAGCACUGCCUGAGCUCGCUGGGACCUGCUGUCACCUGCUCCCCCAACAUUGAACAGGACUGUAAGAUUGUCUUUGACGAGGACGGCGUCACUGUGCGCAGGAGAGGAUGCUCGGACGAUGUGGACGACUACGAGGAUCGGUACUGCAGAAAGAACCCGGAGCUGUGCUUCACCUGCAAAUCCAACGAGUGUAACGAUGCCUGGGCCACUUCCGAAUUCGUGAGCUGUACUUUCUGCAACUCUGCGAACAACGAGACCUGCAUCACGGAUCCCACCGAGACGGCUCUGGGCAAGCGCAACUGUAAGGGCCAGUGCCUGGUGGCGCUGAGUGGCGAGGACCUCGUCCGAUCCUGUCUGGACGACAAGGAGCUGUACGAUCGUAGUGACUGUUCCACCGACGAGAGCGGCACCAACUGUGCCUCCUGCUCGGGAGCCGGCUGCAACACCUUCUCCUAUCCCGCCGACAGGCUGAGCUGCCACAGCUGCGCGGAUGCCAGCUGCUCCAGCAGCAAGUCCCAAGUCUGCCUGGCCUACAGGUCGGAUGACUACUGCUUUGCCAAGUACGGAACCAACGGCGGCGUCGAGCUGAUGGGCUGCGCCAGCAGCCAGAACAGCUCCAGCCUGGAGGAGUGGCAGGAGGAGAACAAGCUCUACUCCUGCCAGGGCAGCGAGUGCAACGACCUCAGCCGCCUGCCCAGCGAGGGCGAGUGUCUGUCCUGCGACUCCAGCAAGUCGCUAGAGUGCGCCCAGGAUCCCUCAAGUGUCACCUCCUCCAUUACCUGCCAUGCCCCCAACUCGGAGUGCAUAACCCGCCUGGAAAACGGAAACACCAUCCGCGGGUGCAAGAGUGCCCUGACCAGCACCGACAGUGACGCGUGCACGGCCAAUGGCAGCUGCUCGGUCUGCCCCGGCGACAAGUGUAAUGACCAAGUCUUCCCCAGCAAUCGCAGGCGCUGCCACAUCUGCAACUCCACCGCCAAUCCGGAUUGUGCCAAGCAACCCAAUCACGAGGCCGUGUGUCCCAUUUAUGCCCAGGACGAUGUAUGCGUGACUUCGUACAACGACGGCCUCCUGCGACGAGGCUGUGCCAGCGAGCUGGAGUGCGAGAUCGACAGCGAGGAUCACUGCCAGAAGUGCUCCACGGAUGGCUGCAACACCGUCGAGCUCACGGGCUCCACCGGUGCCCUGUCUGGUCUGGGACUGGGUCUCACCCUGCUGCUGGCCUGGUGCAUCAGCUACACUCAGCGGCUGUAGGAGGAGGAGGUGCCCACUGUUUCCAUGUAUACUUAAGUAGAUUUAUAUAGUAGCGUACGCUUAUGUAAUUAGAUUGCUGUGCUGACGAUAGAGGCUUCUCUUCCGGACCUCGAACAAUCUAAAUAAACCAAAACGAAAACUAUAAA